Messenger RNA from Pelobates cultripes (western spadefoot toad), 204 nucleotides. The record is from the annotation of a GenBank genome assembly. Lineage: Eukaryota; Metazoa; Chordata; Amphibia; Anura; Pelobatidae.
AAGAAGCUAUCUCUAAAGAUAUUAUAGAUCAAACUUUAAAAACUUACCUUAUCAAGAAACAUCGGAUUAUGCCUACAUUUUAUAUACUACCUAAGAUCCACAAGAGGCUAGUAGAUCCUACGGGUAGACCGAUAGUGGCCAAUAGUGAGUCUGCACUUCAGCCACUUUCGGUCUUCGUGGAUAGAAUGCUACAGCCUUUUGUCA